Molecule: messenger RNA, 464 nt
Organism: Nannospalax galili (Upper Galilee mountains blind mole rat)
Lineage: Eukaryota; Metazoa; Chordata; Mammalia; Rodentia; Spalacidae
Gene: Efcab10
Product: EF-hand calcium binding domain 10
Exons: 4
Coding region: 17-433 (138 amino acids)
Molecular function (GO): calcium ion binding
Source: RefSeq, a predicted model, not a curated record
UCUGGUCACCCUAGCAAUGGCCCAAUGCAGACCGAAGGCAGGUCCCGACAGCAGGGAGCUCCAGGCCAGGAUGUAUUUAGAAAGGCAUCAGAUCAUGGAGCUGCUGAACCAACUCACUAGCUUCCUCCUCUUUGUCAGACCAAAAAGACCAAGAGAAUAUUUAAUUUCUCUGUUGGAACGUCUGAGAAUUGCCAAAUUAACAGGUGUGGCAUUUCCUUUGUUUAUGGACAACUCUAAUAUCGUGUCAAUGUUUGAUAUGAUGGACUCUGCAGGCAAAGGCACCAUAACAUUUGUGCAGUACAGAGAAGCCCUAAAAAACUUGGGUCUAUGUACUGACAAUGAAGUUUUGCUUGAUGACGGACAUAUAAUAACCUUGGAUAAAUUCAGAGAUGAAGUGAACAAGAGGACUGAGAAAAUAUGGUCAUCAUUUUAGUAACACAAUAACUCAAAAUAAUAAAUGACCC